Molecule: messenger RNA, 2149 nt
Organism: Closterium sp. NIES-67
Lineage: Eukaryota; Viridiplantae; Streptophyta; Zygnematophyceae; Desmidiales; Closteriaceae
Source: the annotation of a GenBank genome assembly
AGAAAGACGAGGAGGAAGAGGAGGAGAGGUGACAGGAGGUAGGAUGGAAGGAGACAUGACGGGGGCUUCACAUUGGGGUAUGGAAACAGGCAUGGAAACAGGCAUGGAAACAGGCAUGGGAACAGGCAUGGAAAUGAAUACGGGAACAGGUAUGGUGCAGCAGGAUAGCCACAGUAUAGGAGGUAUGGGACGAGGGGUGGAAAGAGGUAUGGUUAGAGGUUUGGGGGAAGGCAUGGGAGAAGGCAUGGGAGGAGGCAUGGGAGGAGGCAUGGGAGGAGGCAUGGGAGGAGGCAUGGGAGGAGGCAUGGGAGGAGGCAUGGGAGGAGGCAUGGGGAGAGGUAUGGUAAGAGGCUGGGGAAGAGGAAUGGGACGAGGUAUGAUGAGCACAGGAGGGGAUACAGGAGGAGGGUUGGGAGGAGGGUUGGGAGGAGGUAUGGGAGGAGGUAUGGGAGAAGGACUGGGGGGAGGAAUGUGGGGAGGCAUGGAGGGAGAUAUGGGGGGAGGUAGGGGGGGAGGUACGGGAGAGUGGGGGGUGAUGGGGUCAGAGGAUGGUGAAUCAAUGAUGAUGAUGAUGAUGAUGGCGGGAGACGUGGGAGAUGGAGGAGGGAUGAGAGGAGGGGGAGGUCUGAAAGGAGGAGGAGGAGGUGGAGGGAUGGGAGGAGGGGGAGGGAUGGGAGGAGGAGUAGGAGGCGGAGGGAUGGAAGGAGGAGGGAUGGGAGGAGGAGGGAUAGGAGGAGGAGGAGGAGGAGGGGUGGAAGGAGGAAGAGGAGGAGGGAUGGAAUGUGGAAGAGGAGGAGGAAGUAUGGAAGGAGGAAGAGGAGGAGGAGGGAUGGGAGGCAGUGCAGGCAUGGGUGGCAUGGCGAGUGACAUGAGUCACAGGGCUACCAUUAAUACAGCCAUGGGCGGCGGCACCUUCAAUAAUACCAUGCCGCCGGAGUACAUGCCGAGCAUGCCUGAGCCCAUGCAUGCACGCAUGCCCCAUCCCAUGGGUGCGCACAUGGGUCCACGCAUGCCGCAUCACAUGAGUUCCCACAUGCCUGACCCCCACAUGCAUGCGCCCCACAUGCCGGACCCAUGCAUGCAUGCACGGCCCCAUAUGCAUGCGCCCCACAUGCAUGCGCCCCAUAUGCAUGCGCCCCACAUGCAUGCGCCCCACAUGCAUGCGCCCCACAUGCAUGCGCCCCAUAUGCAUGCACCCCAUAUGCCUGAGCCCCAAAUGCCUGAGCCGGGGGACGAGCUGAAUGACUUGUUUGCUCCGAUGGAGGGCUGCGCCUCAUUCGAGGGCCACCAUGCCAUGGGGAGGCGUGAUUCUUUCGGACAACAUGAAAGCGUAACAGCAGCACCACCACCACCACCACCAGCAGCAGGAGCAGCAGCAGGAGCAGCAGCUGCACGCCAGGUGUCCGUUACUCAUUCCUCCUUGCCCCCAUCCACACGACAUCCGUCCUCCAUCCCCCAUUCAUCCUCCUCUGUUCCUCACACCAUCCCUCCACUGUCCUCCAUCCCUCCACUUUCCUCCAUCCCUCCACUUUCCUCCAUCCCUCCACUGUCCUCCAUCCCUCCACCUUCCUCCAUCCCUCCACUUUCCUCCAUCCCUCCACUUUCCUCCAUCCCUCCACUUUCCUCCAUCCCUCCACCUUCCUCCAUCCCUCCACCUUCCUCCAUCCCCCCCACCACCUCCCUCGGCUUCUCAGAACAUUCCUCCCGCCUCCAUCUCUCCCUCUCCGCCUUCCCUCCCUCCGCCCUCACUUCUGUGCAUGCUUCCACUCCGUCCCAUGGCACUCGCUCCCCGCUUGGCACGGGGAUGGGAGGAGGGUUCGGAGAUAUGGGUACAGGAGGUGGUGGUGUGUCUUUCGCCGGUGACGCAUGCGCACCCACCCUAGAUCUUUUGAAAUAGUGCCCACUCGUCGGUUUGGGCCUGCAAUGAGUCUCUCAACUGCUCAAAGGAUAAGCACAUGAAAAACACGACUUGUUUAUGUAGGGGGUGCAUUCAAUUAAUACACAUGUUUUGUGAGUACAUAUCCUAUCCACAUUUGGGCCACUGAAAUUUAGCGCCCUUUCUCCUCUUAACAGUUUCUGAUGUGCAGAGUUCAGUAUCUCACAGUAGAAAUGACGGAUACAGGGGAAUAUGUGGUUGGGUGUUGUACUC